UUGGAUUCGGCUAUUGCUACUGCUCAGACGAGAUUUCUUAAAGCCAAAAACCGUACGAAUAUCUUGAGACCACGAAAUCCAGCCGCACAUCGGAAAUAUAUUAAAAUCACGGGGAGAUAUUCCCGAUUUAAGGAUAGAUGCCCUGUUCUAAGGUAUUCGUAUGGUUUUUUGCUCUCAGGAGAUCCGGGCUCACUACUGUUUCGCUUUUUUUAUUUCUUUGAAAUGUUAUUCCUCUGAGACUGGUGCGGCUUCGGAUUCAUUCCAGUCCACCGACGUGCCCAUAACCUUCAUACUGUUUCUGUGUCUCUUCUUUACCUGUCUUCAACUCUCAACCCAGAUAAAACACCUGACUUAUCAUCCUCCCAGCUCCCAAUUCCAAACCAGAGGAGACAAAGUCAGACAGGCAGACAGAAGGAGAACGCUUUCUUUCUUUCCUUUUUUUGUUUCCUUCUUUUCUUCUGAAAAAUCCUUUGGGUCUUUCACCUUUGAGGCGUGGUUUUUGAUUCCCAAGUGAACGUUUGCAUUGUGGCUGAAGAAGGGAGAGCAGAAUGUAUUGGGAGAAUCAAUAAAAGUAAAUCGGCUUUAUUGGAAUGGUUCCAGAAAAAGAGAUCACUUUGCGUUCAUCUUCUUCUCCUCCUCUUGUUGGGCUUCCUUUCAUUUUUAGCGGUGUUGAGUCUAUUUGCCUCCCAGAAAAGAGGAGCUCCCUGCAAUAUGGUUGUAACUUAGGGGAACUCGAAUUUUCAAUAUAAUUAUGGGUUUUUGCACUUAUUGCCAUUGUUUCUGAGCUUCAAGAACAGAGUUGUUUCGAAUGUGAAGUAGAUUUUGAUUCUUGCUGUAGUGCAGAAGUAGGAGACCAAGUUCCCGUUCUCCACCAUGGAAACCAUGCCUUCCUUUUCUCCACUCUCUGUCCCUCAACCUCAAGAGGCCUCCACUUAUGAUGAACUGUCCAUGCAGCAGAGCUUGCUUUUCUCAGACAGUCUCAAGGAUUUGAAGAAUCUCAGAGCACAGUUGUACUCUGCAGCAGAGUAUUUCGAGUUAUCUUAUACAAAUGAUGACCAAAAACAGAUAGUGGUGGAAACCUUGAAAGAUUAUGCUAUUAAAGCUCUCGUCAAUACUGUAGACCAUUUGGGUUCUAUGACAUAUAAAGUUAAUGGUCUCUUGGAUGAGAAGGUUGAGGAAGUUUCGGGAACAGAACUUCGGGUAUCUUGUAUAGAACAGCGACUAAGGUCGUGCCAAGCAUAUAUUGACCAUCAGGGGCUGGCACAACAAUCAUUGGUGAUAACAACUCCAAAGUACCAUAAGCGGUACAUCCUGCCAGUUGGGGAGACCAUGCGUGGCUUAGGCCACCCUGUAACAAAAUAUCAAGGGUACAAUCUAGAAAAUGAAGAUGGUUGGCAUAAAUUUAAGAAUGCUGUACGAACAUCCAUUCGAGAAACCUCAAAAUCUUGUAUUAGAAGAGGGCGUUCUCCGUCACCUUCUCCACGGCCUUCCUUGCGACCUGGAAUGUUUUCCUUUACAGAAAAAAGGACAGUCUCCCCAUAUCGUUCUUCAUUUCCACUUUUACGUUCUGAAUCUGUCUCAAGUAGGCCUGGUACACCAGUCUCACAUAGGCCGACCACUCCGAACCCUUCUAAUGCAAGACGGCGGUACCCUUCAGAGCCUCAGAAAUCUGCUUCAUUGCGUCUCCAUUCUGAAAAGGAAAAUCCAAAAGACGCAGAACAGUAUCCCAGCAAAAGUAAACGUCUACUUAAAGCAUUGCUCAGCAGGCGCAAAUCAAAGAAAGAUGAUACAUUGUAUACUUACCUGAAUGAGUACUAAGAAGCAGAUUCACAAACAAGAGAGGGAGGGGAACAGAGAAAUGCUCAAUGAUAUGCUUUCCUAUUUUCCUCGUCAUUUUCUUUUCACUCCAAUUUGUGGUUGUACCUAUCUCUGUUUUACAGGUGGAUAAUGUUUUCAUUUACCUCGAUGCUUGUUUUUCUAUCCCAAUGAAUGUAUUUUCCAGUUGCAACUUGCAAGUAUAUAUUAAAUUGCUCAUACUACGUAAAUCCUACAAUUUUCAUUCAUCUAACAAUGGUGUAUUUACGACCCAUAUUUUGGUUCA
Molecule: messenger RNA, 2101 nt
Organism: Nelumbo nucifera (sacred lotus)
Lineage: Eukaryota; Viridiplantae; Streptophyta; Magnoliopsida; Proteales; Nelumbonaceae
Product: protein ABIL2
Source: RefSeq, a predicted model, not a curated record